AUGGACCCCUUGAAAACGAUAUGUGCAGAGCAGCAUGUAAUUAUCAAGCUACCAUCUGAUAAUAACAAAUUAGUGCAAUUGAAACCUGACACAUCUAUAUCUCUUGGGAAAUUCGGUGCCUUUAAUGUCAAUGACAUUAUUGGAUAUCCGUUGGGGACCAAAUUUGAAAUUCUUUAUGAUGGAGAUGAAAAGGAGGAACAAGUUCCUGCUACAGGGAAGUUCAAAUAUAAGAUUCCUACGGGUAAGAUAAAAGUCCUGGAUGAUGAUGUUGAAAAGACUGAAGGGGAAAGGUUAGAAAAUGUAGUGAAUAGUGAGAAUAAUCAACAUUUAGUUAAUCUGGGGAAUGAAGUACAAAAAUUGAGUGCAGAGGAAAUAGAAGCUUUAAAGGAAAAAUCUGUCUCUAGUUCCGAGAUCAUUUCCAAAAUGAUUGAAUCUCAUGGAAGUUUCGAUAAGAAAACUGUAUAUUCACAAGAGAAAUAUUUGAAAAGAAAGAAACAGAAAUUUGAUAAGAUUUUCACCGUGGAUUAUUUGAGUAGUUCGGCAUUAUUACAGUUUUUAAUUGACAAAGGAGAUAUUCAAAGAAUAAUGGACAUGUCUCAAGAAUCUGUUGCUAUGUUAUUGAACUUGGCAAAUAUUAAAGAAAAUGGGAAUUACUUAUGCAUGGAUGAAACGGGAGGUCUCUUGGUGUAUUUCCUAUUGGAAAGGAUGUUUGGUGGUGAUGAUAAAUCUAAAAGCCCGGGUAAAAUCAUUGUUGUACAUGAAAACGAACAUCCGAAUUUGGACUUACUUAAGUUCUCAAACUAUUCUGAAUCGUUUAUCAAUGAACAUGUUAUUACUAUCUCUUUAUUAGAGUUUUUCGAACCUCCAACGAUAGAAGAUAUUAACAAAGGAUUUACUCCAUUAAGUAAAGAUGAACUAUACCAGUUAAAAAGUGGGCAGAAAAACAAAUAUUAUAGAAGGUUGAAGUGGUAUCACACUAAAAUGGACAUAUUGAAAUUUUCUACUGAAAUAGAGUUUGACGCAUUAAUAAUUGCCUCCACGUUACAUUUACCGUCUUUAGUCCCCAUAUUAGGUGAGAAAGUACAUGGAUCUAGGCCGAUAGUCUGUUAUAGUCAGUUUAAAGAAACUUUAUUAGAACUGGCACAUGUAUUAUAUGAAGAUCUCAGAUAUUUAGCUCCAUCUGUUCUUGAGACGAGAUGUAGACCAUAUCAAACGAUACGAGGAAGACUACACCCUUUGAUGACUAUGAAAGGGGGCGGUGGUUAUUUACUGUGGUGCCAUAGAGUCAUUCCUGCUUCAGAGCCUUUGACUAUACAAAAUCCUGAUGUUUCAAAAGCUAUAGAACAGGACAUCAAAGUGGGAGAAGGUCAAGACUAA
This is a messenger RNA of Naumovozyma dairenensis CBS 421, 1377 nucleotides long. RefSeq names its product tRNA 1-methyladenosine methyltransferase subunit GCD10 (gene GCD10). The record is from RefSeq and is a predicted model, not a curated record. The transcript has a single exon. Lineage: Eukaryota; Fungi; Ascomycota; Saccharomycetes; Saccharomycetales; Saccharomycetaceae. Gene Ontology annotation, biological process: tRNA methylation. The coding region runs from base 1 to 1377 and encodes 458 amino acids. Gene Ontology annotation, cellular component: nucleus; tRNA (m1A) methyltransferase complex.